Apis laboriosa (Himalayan honeybee) is the source of this 1280-nucleotide messenger RNA. RefSeq names its product meiosis-specific nuclear structural protein 1-like. The transcript has a single exon. Gene Ontology annotation, biological process: cilium organization. Bases 52 to 1251 code for a protein of 399 amino acids. NCBI's taxonomy places the organism in Eukaryota, Metazoa, Arthropoda, Insecta, Hymenoptera, Apidae. The record is from RefSeq and is a predicted model, not a curated record. Gene Ontology annotation, cellular component: motile cilium.
CUCGUGGAGAAAAGAUCGUGGGGAAUUGGAGGAUUAUUAUCGAGAUUAGGGAUGGAGAGAGGGGGGUGGACGGACGCGGACGAGGCAAGGAGGUGGGUGGCGAAAUUGAGACGGAGCGGUCGAAAUCGCGAGUCGUACGACGAGGUGGUGGAGUUGGAGGCGAAAUUGCGCGCCGCGUACGUAGCGAAGGAGUUGGAGGUGCAAAUUUUGGAAAGGGAGGCGGAGCGGUACGCGGCCGAGAUGAAGGAGCGACGGGCCGCGGAAUCGAUGCGAUCGGAGGGGAGAGCGAUGGCGAAGGAGGAGGCUCGCGAAAGGUGGAAAAAUGUGGAAGAUCGGGAACGUUAUAGGAAAGAGCUGAUGGAUCAGAUGGAAGGGAAGAAGGAGGAGAGGAGGUUGAGGAUGGAGGAGGAGAGGUGGGAGAGGGAGGUUUUGAGAGAGGUGGACAGAGCGAGGGAGGAGCGCGAAAGAUCGGAAAGGUCGGGGAGGAGGAAGGAGAUGGGCGAGAUCGCGAGCCGAGAGCGUUUCGUUGUUUCGGAGAUGAGGCGGCUUCGGGGGGAGGAGGAGAGGGAGGCCGAGGCGGCGAGACGUCGCGAGGAAGAGGAGUACUGGUGGGAAGUGGGCGAGAGGAGGAGGAGAGCGGAGGAAUCGCGGAUAGCGGAGCUACGCGAGAGAGAAUCGAUGAGGAGAAAAAUCGCGGACGCGUUGAUCGAUGCGGAGGAUAGGAAGCGGGAGAGGGAGGCGUUGCUGGCCGAACUGAUAACCGAAGACGUCAAGUUGGAGUUGUCGAUGAAGGAGGAGGAAGAGGAGACGGAGAGGGAAAGGAGGAAGGAGGAGUUGGCGGCCGAUUUGAAGGAGCAAAUAGUUUUCACGGAGCGAUGCAAGCUAAGAUUCGUGGAGCGAGACAGGGAGUUCGCGGAAGAAGUCAUGAGAAGAAUAAAGGAGGACGAGAAGAUUGGGAGAUUGAGCGCGGAGGCUAGGCGAAGGGCGCAACUGCGAUAUCGAGACGAGUUGAAUCGAUUGAUCGAGAUUCGGCGUAAAAUUCGAGAGGAGGAGAUUUGGAGGAAGAAGCGAGCCCUGGAGGAGGAGAAGGAGCGUGAAAAAAUGAGAUCGGAUCGCGAUAAGGAGGAGAGGAAACGAUUGUUGGAGAAACACGCGCCGAACGUCGCUAAUUUUAUCGAUAAAAUCCCUCUUUCCGAAGAGGAACGAGAGACGAUCGAACGAAUGCAAACAAACGCAGACCCGUGUCAAUAAAUACGUAAUAAACGUAAAUAUUUUCGAAA